Molecule: messenger RNA, 459 nt
Organism: Humulus lupulus (European hop)
Lineage: Eukaryota; Viridiplantae; Streptophyta; Magnoliopsida; Rosales; Cannabaceae
Exons: 2
Coding region: 1-459 (152 amino acids)
Source: RefSeq, a predicted model, not a curated record
AUGUCGAUCCCUGAUUCAUUGGCACGAAGCCAAAGAUUCUUUGUUGGUGUUAAGGUGCUCCUGAAGGUGGCUUCAUUUAAGGGAGCUCUGCAUUUUGGUAAGAAAGGAAAAUUAAGUCCAAGGUAUAUCAGACCUUUUGAGAUAGUGGAGAAAAUCAACGUAGUAGCUUAUCAAUUAGCUCUCACACCUGCUUUGGCUCUAGUACAUGAUGUAUUCCAUGUGUCAAUGUUGAGAAAAUAUGUGGAAGACCUGAGCCAUGUACUUACUUACGAACAGUUGGAGGUGGAUCUGAAACUGUGUAACGAGGAUAAACCCGUGAGGAUUCUAGAUCGUAAGGAUAAGGUGUUGCGUAAUAAGACUAUACCCUUGGUUAAGGUGAAGUGGUUUAACCAUGGGGUAGAAGAAGAAACAUUGGAGCCCAAAGAUCGGAUGAGAGAGUUAUACCCACAGUUGUUCUAA